Aedes aegypti (yellow fever mosquito) is the source of this 1062-nucleotide messenger RNA. RefSeq lists its product as uncharacterized. Bases 1 to 1062 code for a protein of 353 amino acids. The record is from RefSeq and is a predicted model, not a curated record. The transcript has 3 exons. Gene Ontology annotation, biological process: sodium ion transmembrane transport. Gene Ontology annotation, molecular function: ligand-gated sodium channel activity. NCBI's taxonomy places the organism in Eukaryota, Metazoa, Arthropoda, Insecta, Diptera, Culicidae. Gene Ontology annotation, cellular component: membrane.
AUGGUCCAAAAACCCAUCGUUCUUCGACGUUUGUCUGCCCAUUUGCAAAAAUUCAUUGUAAAUUUAUUUGAAACGACAUCAGCGCACGGUUUACGGCACUUGGUCCACUACGGAGUGCACACCAUCGAAAGACUCGUGUGGAUCAGCUGCAUUUCGAUUGGUAUUUUUGGGGUGGUAGCGCUUGCCCAGCGCAUUUGGAACCGCUACCAAACUUCGCCGGUUGUCAUCUCAAUGGAUCGAAACAUGUACUUCUGGAACACGAGCUUCCCCAGCCUAACGGUUUGCUCGCACCGCCGAAUCGACGAACGUAAGGUUGAACAGUACAUUGAAGACCACCCGGACAAGUUUUCAGGUGAUGGAGAUCCCGAAGAUUUCAAAGAGUUUAUCAUUAAACUGGCCAAUGCGUCUUACGACACAUUUCUGGAUCUACCGAUGCACAACAGUUACGGAAUACCCAGUUCCGAUUACCUGGACCUCAUAUACAAUCUUUCAUGGCCAUUCCAACCGCUCAUUAGCACCGGUACUACUCUCCAUUUGGAACUUCAGCCCACCAUUACUGAGCUAGGACUGUGUUUGUCGGUCAACUCCAAGGUAGCCGAAUACAGCUCCUAUCACUAUUGGAAGAACUACAGAUGGGACAUCAUUCCAAGUAAACCGACCGUGGUAGUACACCCUCUGGACGGGGAGGUUUACGGGCAACUAAUUAAACUAGAAAAUUCCUAUGAGGUGUAUUUCCACGGUUACAUGGAAGUUCCUGAAGUGUCCAAGCGAAGAUACUCAUUCCUGGAGGCAUUCUACACCACUGUGGAGCUUCUCGCUUUGGAGAUCAAGACGUCACCGCAAGCAAUUGAAUUGUCAGUUUCGCAAAGAAAGUGUCGUUUCACUCACGAAGCUGAGGUUCUGCAGUUUAGUCCUGUUUACAGCUACAAUCUGUGUCGGAUGGAGUGUCGUAUGAGACUAGCGGUGAAGUAUUGCGGCUGUGUUCCGUACUUCUAUCGACAUGUUGACGAUAUAAAUCGCGAUCAAAUUCAUAGUCGAGAGAACAUGUACGCCUAUGCUUAA